CACUGACUUUUGUCGAAAAUUAGGAAGCAGAAAAAACCUGAUAUUUGAUGCUCCUCAUCAUGUUUACUUCCUCACAUCACCUUACCCUUGCUAUGUCUCUGCUCGCUGGAGCCUGGUCAGCUCGUACGACUCUCGCAGUCACCUGUCAUCGUGACCAAUUAGUUGAUAUGAAACAGUGCGCUCAAGCCCUCGCAAGUAUAGUGUAUGAUAAACCGGAGAACACUCUCGAUAGAGUCUCGACCAAGUUCUCGAAGCUUUCGGGAAAUUGUACCAUAACCGUCGUCAAUUACAACAAGGAAGUAGUAACCAAGCAGCAAAUUGAGGCUGCUUACAAGAGUAUCUCCGGCCAAUGCUCACCCAAUUCGGGUUCAGCUCCAUUAUUCAAUACAGUUUUACUAGAAACCCAAAACUAUGUCCCCAAUACCGGUUUUUAUCUUCCUCACCCUUUGACCUGUGGUCUUGACGGUAACAGACCAUUGACUGUCGACAAGGAUUGUCAAGAUGCGUACAACAGUAUCCCGGUCGAUCGUCAAGGUCGAUUGUUGGGUGAUAAGGGUCAACCGGCGCCUUCCACAGUGAAGACAUCAAAAACCUGCACGGUGGCCAUCUUCACGACCGAUGAAUCCCCACUGAUCGCGAAAAAGACCGAGAUUGACCGCGUAGUUUCGAAGUCCAUCAAAGAAUGUAAAGGCAAGUCGGGCUUGACGGUUUUAGCGCAGGGAGGAAGUGGUAACAAUGGUCUCACUAUGGUCACAGUUAAAAGUAGCCAACCUUUUGGUGGUUGAAUUGCUUCUGAGUGACAAUUUUGUGUUACCUGCAGGCUUAUCAACAUGUACUCAAAUAGAAUUUAAAGAUAUCCUUUGACAGUUCAACUCUUUAUAUCAGCAGAUCUUCAGCAGAAAUUUACUGAAAAUUUGUUUCAUUACUCAUGUUUAAUUUUGCGUCAGCUGCCUUCUUUAUCCAGAAACUGGAUGAUACUUGAACUCAUGAACAAAAUAAAUGUGAUUGAAAUUGUGGACCAAUUG
This is a messenger RNA of Puccinia graminis f. sp. tritici CRL 75-36-700-3, 1025 nucleotides long. RefSeq lists its product as uncharacterized. The record is from RefSeq and is a predicted model, not a curated record. Lineage: Eukaryota; Fungi; Basidiomycota; Pucciniomycetes; Pucciniales; Pucciniaceae. Bases 48 to 785 code for a protein of 245 amino acids. The transcript has 9 exons.